GUGGCUACGGAGCGAACACGAAGAAGACGCAAAAGAAGAAGUACAACCGCGAUGGAUAGCCCCAAGAUGGACGGCGGGCGGCGACCAAGGAAACGGCACUCGCCCCACACAAAGUCGCCAACAACGCCGUCGGCACCUUCUCCGCCGGUGAGCCACUUGGCUACAGCCGACGGCCACCGCUCGCCUUCAACGACCCCGUCCUCUAUGGUGACGCGUAGUGGGACACGGAGCCCGGGCGCCACCAGCGGAUCCAGGUCACGUGGCACGCACCUUGGAUACAAUUAUUACAGCCGCAGCAGGCAGACCCCUCGCUCCGAGGACUGCCACUUCCCGAUGUGCGGCCAACGCGCUACCAUCCUGACCCUGUCUGUGUUCUCGGUCUUGGUGAUGGUGGCGAUUUUAGUCACCCUGAUGCUUUCUCUCUACGCCGGCACGGUGCACUACACUCCGAAACGCCAGCCGCGUUUCGUCUCUCCCAGCGUCAUGGGCGUCUACCGUGACUGGGUCGUCGUCUCGAGCGCCCGCCAGUGCAACAACGUCACCAGAAAUAUUUUUAUCAAGAACGGAACCGUGGGCGACGCCGCCGUGGCCACCAUGCUGUGCAUGUGCGUCGUCAUGCCUCACCGGUGCGGACUUGGAGGGGGAUUCGCGGCCACCUACUACAACCGGAAGACGACGAACGCGACGGCUGUGUUGGCCACGGCCAGGGCCCCAGCUGCGUCCUCGCUCGGCAUGUUCCGGAGCAACAUCAACGCCUCGUUCACCGGUGUAAGAGCUGUAGCGACGUUCGGCGAGCUGAAGGGCUACGAACUGCUGCUCAACGUGACCGGCAGCCGCGUCCCUUGGCGAGAACUGUUCGAGGAUGCGAUCACGCUUGCCGCAGGGGGUGUUCGGGUGUACGACGAUCUGGCCCGCAACAUCGCCACAGUGGCUGACGACCCAGACUUCAGCGCCAGAAAGUAUCUGCAAAACCCCACGACGACGCGCGUCCUUAAGCCUGGCGACGUGUACCGCAACGAGAAGCUGGCUGAAACGCUUCGCCAGAUAGCCGAUAGUCCCGUGAGGGGGCGCUUUCUCCACUCGGGACCGGUGAUGGAAGCCUCGAUCAAGGAGCUCAGGAGCGAUGGUGGAAUACUGACCGCGGAGGACUUCGCAUCGUUCAAGGUAGAAGCUACUGCUGCCGUGUCGAUGGUGAUAUCUUCGCACCUCAGACUGUUCACAACGCCGCCGCCGACGUCUGGCGCUAUUCUCGCCUUCGUGAUGUCUAUUGUAGACAAGAUCCAGCGCGGCGGCCGCCUUCCCGACGACAUCAGCAGUGCGCACUAUACUGUGGAGGCUCUCAAGUUCGGAUUCGCACGGCGCUCUCAUUUGGGAGACCCAGAGGCGCCGGAAGUCAGACAGUCGGUAAGGAGGCUGCUGAAGGAGCUGCUGAACGGGAAUGUGUCUGAAUCCGUGGCCCGCGGGUGGAUCAGAGAGUUGCCCAACGCGGACGCUAGCUACUACGGACUCGAGCCGUCAUCUGGCACCGACCAUGGUUCAGGCCAGAUGUGCGUCAUCAGCCCAGAUGGUGAUGCGCUCUGCCUCGUCAGCAGUCUGAAUGCACCGUUCGGGGCCCGCUUCCUGUCGGAGGUUACCGGAGUGUGGUACAACAACUACAUGAGCGCCUUCUCUUCGCCGUACGAACAGAGUGGACACGCAAUGCCUUCCAGCGAGAACAACUAUAUCCGACCCGGAAUGCGCCCCUUGUCAUCGUUCUGCCCAACUCUGAUUGUCGAUGAGAAAGGCAACGUCGUUUUCGCCACAAGUGCCACGGGCGGACAGGCGAUCAUCUCUGGCAUAGUUCAGGUUCUGGUACGGUGCCUGUGGAUGGCUCACAACGUGAAGCAAAGCAUCGACGCCGGCCGCCUUCACAACCAGCUGCAUCCCGAAAACGUCGUCUACCACGAGAACACCACCGAUAAGGACGUGCUGGCCAGUCUCAAGUGGCGCGGUCACGAGCUGAGAGCCUUCACGUGGCCAGGGGCCGUGAUUGCCGUCCGCCGUCGAAGCGGGGCCAUCUACGAGGCGUGCCACGACUACCGCGAUGGUACCAUCGCGUCUUCGGACGGAGGACAACUGACUGAGAAGCCGCGUUUGCCACCCUGACACAUUUUACUCACGCAAAAUGUUAGAUGUGAGCAUUUCAGCACGUUAUAUAAUUUCGGCGCCUGUGGAAUUCGAGUCACAUAUUACACGCGGUAAUUUAUUUAUUUAUUUAUUUGUUUCCUUGCGCUGAAUUUCACCUUGAAGACUUGCCUAAGUUCCCGUAAAACAUCCUAGAGGAAGCAGAUUAGACACACUCUCAUAGCUUUCUGUCGAUUCUUUUUUUUUAUGCAGUCACUUUGCGAAGAGCCAUUACGAGUUGCCUUGUCAUUGUGCACUCCAUGCAUUUCCCUUUUUUUAUGGCUGGACUUUAGGGCUUCGUGUUUGUGACCGCUUCCUUCGCGAUAACAUUUUUAUCGCAGUUACUUCGUGUCUCAACCGUCCGCUAUAGUACAGACUUUCUAAAUAUUACCGAAACCUCUAGAGCUUUAGAAUGCCUUGUUCUGAUAACAUUAAAAUAUAUGCGUACCGAUA
This is a messenger RNA of Dermacentor albipictus, 2616 nucleotides long. RefSeq names its product scoloptoxin SSD14-like. Gene Ontology annotation, molecular function: glutathione gamma-glutamate hydrolase. Lineage: Eukaryota; Metazoa; Arthropoda; Arachnida; Ixodida; Ixodidae. Gene Ontology annotation, biological process: glutathione catabolic process. The record is from RefSeq and is a predicted model, not a curated record. Gene Ontology annotation, cellular component: plasma membrane.